AUGGUCAAGCGUAAGGCCGACGCCGUCCUCAAUGGAAAGUCCAAGAAACGCGCCCUCCCUGACGAGGAGGCGCGCUCCAACUUUCGCAAAGGCCUCUUCGACGACAAGGUCCUUGAUCAGUACAGGAAUGCCUAUGCUGAAUCUCAGCCGUACAAGCACACGGUGAUCCAGAAUCUCGUCGACCCAAAGCUGCUCCGCAACGUGCGCGACGAGAUCCGCGAGCACAUCUCAUUCACGCCCAAGGAAACGGACAUCUACAAGAUCCACCAGUCGGGCGACCUAGCGAACCUGGACGGGCUGGACGACUCGUCGCUGAAGAAGCUGCCGUCGUUGCUGCAGCUGCGCGACGCGCUCUACUCGUCCGCAUUCCGCAAGUAUAUCUCGUCGAUUGCGGGCUCCGGCCCGCUCAGCGGCGUCAAGACGGACCUGGCCAUCAACGUGUACACGCCGGGCUGCCACCUGCUGUGCCACGACGACGUCAUCGGCAGCCGCCGCGUCAGCUACAUCCUCUACCUGCUGGACCCGGACCGCCCGUGGCAGGCCUCGUGGGGCGGCGCGCUGCGCCUCUUCCCGACCGAGAACCUGACCACCGACGCCGGCGAGCAGGUCACCGUGCCCCAGCCGGACCACACGGUCGUGAUCCCGCCGGCCUUCAACCAGCUCAGCUUCUUCACCGUCCAGCCAGGCCAGAGCUUCCACGACGUCGAGGAGGUGUACAAGCGCGCGGAGGGCGAGAGCGAGACCGACGACGGCGGCCGCGUCCGCAUGGCUAUUUCCGGCUGGUUCCAUAUUCCCCAGGAGGGCGAGGACGGCUACGAGCCUGGCCUUGAGGAGAAGCUGGCGGAGCGCAGCUCGCUGCAGCAGCUGGAGGGCGGCAAGGCGGAGCAGUUCGACCUGCCGCAGCCGCGGUGGAUCGAGUACCCGGAAGAGGAGAAGGAGGAGAAGAAGCAGCCCGAGCCGAAGGCGAAGAAGGAAAAUGACGACGACGACGACGACGACGACGAGGAAGGCCAGGCGCCCCUCACCGAGGAGGAGUUCCAGUUCCUGCUCAAGUUCAUGACGCCCAUGUACCUGACGCCAGACACGUGCGAGGAGCUACAAGACAUGUUCACGGAAGAGUCAUCACUGCGGCUGGCCAACUUCCUCUCCAAGUCCUUCUCAGCGCGGCUGCGCGCAUUCAUCGAGUCCGCGGACGCGACGCCCACGAUGCCGGGCCGCGAAGACGACACGGGCGUCGCGCGGCCCCCGCACAAGCACCGCUUCCUGUUCCGGCAGCCGCGCGCCGACGCGAAGCCCGAGGACGCGCAGACGCCCUACGACGAGCUCGUCGACGUGCUCUUCCCGUCAGCCGCGUUCAAGAAGUGGCUCGCUCUGGCGACGGGGCUGGGGCUCACGCGCGCCAGCGUCCUCGCCCGCCGCUUCCGCCGCGGCAUGGACUACACGCUUGCGACGGCGUUUGAGCAGGACGAGCCGCAGCUCGAGCUGUGCCUGGGCGUGACGCCGAGCACGGGGUGGGGCGACGACGAGGCGGACGGCGAGGGCGAGGCCGACGCCAUGGAGACGGAGGAGGACGGCGCCGGCGCCGGCAAGAAGAACGCCGACAAGGGGAAGAAGAAACCGGACACCAAGACCAACGGCAAAGCCAAGGCCACAGAACCCGAGCCUCCCGCACAGGACGAAGACACGGUCGGCGGGUACGAGAUGUACAUGGCGGCAGACGAGGAUUCAGACGACGACGGCUCCGACGCCGGCUCCGACGACGGCGUCGACGUAACCACGUCCAACAAGAACAAAGCCGCCAACGCCUCCUCGGCCACCGGCGCAGGCAAGCGCCGCAAAGCGGACCCAGCGGUCUACCGCCGCGGCGACGACGACGACGACGGCGUCCUCUUCAGCAUGCCCGCGGGCUGGAACAAUAUGAGCGUCGUGCUGCGCGAUCGCGGCAGUCUGCGCUUUGUCAAGUAUGUGAGCCAGGCGGCGAAGGGGGAUCGGUGGGAUGUUUGCGCGGAUUUUGGGGUUGUGUUUGAUGAUGAGGAUGAGGAGGAUGGGGAGGGGGAGGGGGAGGAGGCGUAG
This is a messenger RNA of Aplosporella prunicola CBS 121167, 2073 nucleotides long. RefSeq lists its product as uncharacterized. Gene Ontology annotation, cellular component: cytoplasm. NCBI's taxonomy places the organism in Eukaryota, Fungi, Ascomycota, Dothideomycetes, Botryosphaeriales, Aplosporellaceae. Bases 1 to 2073 code for a protein of 690 amino acids. The record is from RefSeq and is a predicted model, not a curated record. Gene Ontology annotation, molecular function: L-ascorbic acid binding; iron ion binding; peptidyl-proline dioxygenase activity. Gene Ontology annotation, biological process: regulation of translational termination; peptidyl-proline hydroxylation. The transcript has 2 exons.